AUGUCGUGGACUUCCCGGGCUUCUUCCGCCCCCGGCUUCCGUCGCGCCAGUGGAAGGAGGGACAUGGAUUCGAGGUCUCCGGUCGCUUACAGGGAGAGCCCAAUGGCGUACGAGCCGCCAAAGUUGUGCCACUGCAGACAGCCACGGAAGGCGCCGAGAUGGAUCUCAUGGAGCCGUCAAAAUCCCGGCAGGAGGUACUACGCGUGCGUAGAUGCAAUGCAUGGUGGAUGUGGCUAUGUGGAGUGGCAUGAUGAUCCUUUGCCCAAGUUUUUUAGUGACUUGAUUGGAGAUUUGAGAGAUGAGGUGUGGAGGCUAAAGGGUCAAAGAUCUGUGGUUCAGACUGAAGAGGAGUGCCCAAAUGUGCUUAUGCCUGGACAUGAUGCAUCAAGGGUUAUGGCUCUUGAGCUUGAGUUAAAGGAGAGGAAUGCAGAGCUGGAAGCAAUGAACGGGAAAUAUAGGAAUGCGGUGAUGGUUUUCAUUGUGUUUGUGGUGGGUGUAGUUGUUGGGAAAAUGCUAGUGUACUGA
This is a messenger RNA of Triticum dicoccoides, 525 nucleotides long. RefSeq lists its product as uncharacterized. Gene Ontology annotation, molecular function: zinc ion binding. The record is from RefSeq and is a predicted model, not a curated record. The coding region runs from base 1 to 525 and encodes 174 amino acids. The transcript has 2 exons. Lineage: Eukaryota; Viridiplantae; Streptophyta; Magnoliopsida; Poales; Poaceae.